Messenger RNA from Labrus bergylta (ballan wrasse), 2896 nucleotides. Lineage: Eukaryota; Metazoa; Chordata; Actinopteri; Labriformes; Labridae. The record is from RefSeq and is a predicted model, not a curated record.
CAACCGGAACGCUGAAAAUCUGCAGGCAGCCUGUACUUCACCUCAGGCCUCAGGCUGCUGCAGAAAAAUGUUUCAUACAUCUCUGACACUGAUUUCUGAGCCUUUUCAACUCCAAUACUACCAGAAAAAAGACACACUUACAGAUUCAUACACUUUUGAAAGAAUGGGAAACUUAAAUAACUCAAAUAAGAUGGUAAAGUGUUGUACAAGUGUCAUAUAUUGUUUUUUAUUUGUUGCAAGUUAUACACUCUAUAAUGUAAGAUCACAGAUCUGUAACUUAAAACUCAGACACAUAACAAACCUUUUUUACAUUUUCUGCAGGACUUCACCAUGACUCUAUACCUGCGUCAUUACUGGAAAGACGAGCGGCUGUCGUUUCCGUCCAGAAACAAUCAGAGCCGGACGUUUGACUCGAGGCUGGUGAAGAAGAUCUGGGUCCCCGACGUCUUCUUCGUCCACUCGAAGCGCUCGUUUAUCCACGACACCACCAUGGAGAACAUCAUGCUGAGGGUUUACCCCGAUGGAAACAUCCUCUACAGCGUCAGAGUCACAGUGACGGCUCUCUGCUCGAUGGACUUCAGUAGUUUCCCUCUGGACACACAGAACUGCUCACUGGAGCUGGAGAGCUACGCGUAUAAUGAGAACGACCUGAUGCUUUACUGGAAGAACGGGAACGACUCUCUGAGGACGGACGAGAUCGUCUUGUCUCAGUUCUUCAUCAAGCAUUUCCACGCCUCCAAUGGCCUGGCCUUCUACAGCAGCACCGGGUGGUAUAAUCGACUGUUCAUCAACUUCAUCCUGAGGAGGCACAUCUUCUUCUUCAUGCUGCAGACGUACUUCCCCACCAUGCUGAUGGUGGUCCUUUCCUGGGUGUCCUUCUGGAUCGACAGGAGAGCCGUCCCUGCUCGUGUCUCUCUGGGUAUCACCACGGUGCUCACCAUGUCCACCAUCAUCACCGGAGUGUCCUCCUCCAUGCCUCAGGUGUCAUAUGUGAAAGCAGUGGACAUCUACCUGUGGACCAGCUUCCUGUUUGUCUUUCUUUCUGUGAUCGAAUAUGCGGCUGUGAACUACUGCACCACUCUUGAGGAGAUGAGGAAGAUGAAGAGGGGGAAGAUCCCAUCCACAUAUAACGCCAGCCAGGCGAUGGCCUUCGACGGCUGUUUCCAUGACGAUGAAAUUGAGCUUACUACAUUCCCUCGAAUGGCGCCCACCCUGACCACUGAUCCCCUCACCAGUUCAGCCCAAAGCCCCGACAUCAGGCCCAUAGAGGGCACUCGCCUCCACCGGCAGCGGUCACUGCGGGAAAACGUGGAUCUGCUGGUCAGCAACAGCUACAUGAUCGACUCAUACUCCCGCCUUGCCUUCCCAAUGUCCUACCUGCUCUUUAACAUUAUCUACUGGAGUCUGUACUCCUGAUCCAGAACUGAAAGAUCUACUGAAGUCUGUACUCCUGAUCCAGAACUGAAAGAUCUACUGAAGUCUGUACUGCUAAUCCAGAACUGAAAGAUCUACUAGAGUCUGUACUGCUGAUCCAGAACUGAAAGAUCUACUGGAGUCUGUACUCCUGAUGCAGAACUGAAAGAUCUACUAGAGUCUGUACUGCUGAUCCAGAACUGAAAGAUCUACUGGAGUCUGUACUCCUGAUGCAGAACUAAAAUUUCAACUGGAGUCUGUACUCCUGAUCCAGAACUGAAAGAUCUACUGACAUUUGUACUCCUGAUCCAGAACUGAAAGAUCUACUGGAGUCUGUACUCCUGAUCCAGAACUACAAGAUCUACUGGAGUCUGUACUCCUGAUGCAGAACUACAAGAUCUACUGGAGUCUGUACUCCUGAUCCAGAACUACAAGAUCUACUGGAGUCUGUACUCCUGAUGCAGAACUACAAGAUCUACUGGAGUCUGUACUCCUGAUCCAGAACUGAAAGAUCUACUGGAGUCUGUACUCCUGAUGCAGAACUACAAGAUCUACUGGAGUCUGUACUCCUGAUCCAGAACUGAAAGAUCUACUGACAUUUGUACUCCUGAUCCAGAACUGAAAGAUCUACUGGAGUCUGUACUCCUGAUGCAGAACUACAAGAUCUACUGGAGUCUGUACUCCUGAUGCAGAACUACAAGAUCUACUGGAGUCUGUACUCCUGAUCCAGGACUGAAACGUCAACUGGAGUCUGUACUCCUGAUGCAGAACUGAAACGUCAACUGGAGUCUGUACUCCUGAUCCAGAACUGAAACGUCAACUGGAGUCUGUACUCGUGAUCCAAAACUGAAAGAUCUACUGGAUUUUCUACUUCUGAUCCAGAACUGAAAUAUCAACUGGAGUCUGUACUCCUGAUUGAGAACUGAAAAACUCACCAGACUCUGACGAUUCAGCAGAGAGUGAGCUGAAGUAUACCGAUUCUUCGCAGGGCUCUGCUGACUCUGAAAUAAGUCUUUCUCACAGGAGCCUCUUCAGCUGCAGCUCCAACAUUAAUGGUCUUCCUUACAGGAGAAACAAAAGCAUACCAGUACCUCAGAGUAUGGAACUCUAAAUUGACCACAGUUACAACCAGACAUUGGUCUUGGGAGCGGUUUGAAUUGAACAUAAUGAAUCUUCUUUCUUUUUUUACAAUCUUUACAUAACUUUUAUAAUAAACCACUAUAAUUAUCAUUUUCCCUAACACCAGGGAAAAUCAAUAAGAAUUAACCGUUAUUUAAACAAAUACAUAUAAUUAUACUCCUCUUUUGAUGAAUGAUGUGAAUGAGCCAAGUAACGACUGAACAUGAUAUUUGAUUUCAUUUCUCAUACAAUUUGUUUUUGUUUAUGAAGAUUUAAAAGUGAAUUCAUGUGUACUUCAGGGACAUGUGAAUUUUAAGUUGUAAGCCUGCAGGGAUGUUACUAUUAAACAACACCUUUGAAGUGG